Molecule: messenger RNA, 2059 nt
Organism: Fopius arisanus
Lineage: Eukaryota; Metazoa; Arthropoda; Insecta; Hymenoptera; Braconidae
Product: homeobox protein Hox-A1
Exons: 2
Coding region: 576-1769 (397 amino acids)
Biological process (GO): regulation of transcription by RNA polymerase II
Cellular component (GO): nucleus
Molecular function (GO): RNA polymerase II cis-regulatory region sequence-specific DNA binding; DNA-binding transcription factor activity, RNA polymerase II-specific
Source: RefSeq, a predicted model, not a curated record
UCAGCUUCAGGAUACCGAAGCAGUUGUACCUAGUGACGUAAACUUCGCAGUUCCCAUUAUCGAAACUCACCCGAGAAUCACCUACUAUUUAAAUUAUCUCCGAGCCUCUUAAUCCCCUCAAACGAUUCCAAUCAAGCAAUAAAUUUCAAGUGCAUAAGUGUCCAGUGCUGCAGAAACAUGUGAAUAACAAAGGAGUUGACGCUGGUGUCAAGGAGCACUGUCAGUUAAUGUGUUGAAUGGUGAUGCCAUAAUGAUGCCAAAAACAUUGAGUAAUUAUUGCUGUUAGAAUUCUAAUGACUCGUUACUUCCGCAUCUAGCAGUUUGACCAAAUACUCAGAAGGACGUUGUCCUUCAGGAAUCGAUUUUGAUGAAUUCUCCAUUUUGGAAUUGUGGAAUUUUGUAUUUCGCCUCUGAUUUCGAUACCUGGGUGCUGCUUUCAUUUAAAUCUGUAGAAUGCUGAUGACACGGAUCAUCUGGUACCGUUGAUGAAACAAUUGUUUUCAAACAGAACAAGCAAAGCGAAAGGAAGAACCUUACAAGAGAGAGAUCAUUGAUGUUCUUACCUGGCCGUGAGGAUGAUGAUGAUGGAUAUGGGUAUGUAUGGUAGUUAUGGUAAACCAGACUCGUACUACAGCUUGCACACGAGUCAUCAGAUACCGCAGCCUGGAGUGCAGUCAUCUGAUUUGACGAAUCCGUACUAUCCUCAAGCCUCAUUAUCCCCGUACACCAAUGCCCCGGACAUUUACAUAGGACCCGAAUCAGGUUCCAGUAGUUCAGGUGUACCCGGAACUCCGCCCCAGGGCUAUUACUCAGCAUCGGGAGCAGCCCUGCACGAGGAUGGUACAGCAAUCAUAUCAUCCGAGAAUGGUCUCAGCUACACUAAUUUGGAUUACGCGAAUUACUCAUCCUGUUCAAAUACUGAACAGCAUCAUCAGGGAUAUCAUAUCCAGCAUUUGCCGGCACAACAAUUACACUCUAGUCAUCACAGUGAGGAUUAUCAAGCCAGUCAUCACUCAGUCCAGUCGACAACCGGUGGUUAUCAUCAUCAGGUGCAAGAUGAUGUUAGAUACAGCCAGUCCCACGGUAUCAGGCAGGAGUACCAGCCGAUUAAUUACAAGGAAGAGACCACUGACAGUACUGGUUAUCACAGCUGCAUACAGCAGACUGCUGUGCACGGUGUACCUAGUCAUCAUCAUCAGCAUCAGGGAAUGUCGCAUGUACAAGGGCAUCAACAACCAACGCAAGUGCCCACGUACAAGUGGAUGCAGGUCAAGAGGAAUGUGCCGAAACCGGCUGUGCCGAAGCCACCGCCAACCAACGGUGAUUACAACUCCGUGCAAAUGACAUCGGUACCGUCUAAUUACUCGCCGUCGGGUUCAGUGAAUUGUCUGACGGUUGGAAAUUUACCGGGCAUGUCCGCCGGUUUUAAUAACACGGGACGAACGAAUUUCACCAAUAAACAGCUGACAGAAUUGGAGAAAGAGUUUCACUUCAACAAGUACCUGACCAGGGCGAGACGCAUCGAGAUUGCCUCCACCCUUCAGCUCAAUGAGACGCAAGUCAAGAUAUGGUUUCAAAAUCGAAGGAUGAAGCAGAAGAAGAGGAUGAAGGAGGGACUGAUACCGAGUGAUAGUGCGACGGUAGCGGGUAUUUGUGGGGCCCGGAGUACCAGUAAUUCCCCGACAGGAUCCAAUCUAGACGUCGGGGCCUCUUUUCUGCCCAAUUUUCCUAAUGAAAAUAGCAGGGAGUCCAUUAACUCCAAGGAUUGAUAUCACUCUCAUUUCCAUAUUUUUCCUUCAAGACUGCUCUUCACGCGCGAAGAAAUUUCGUUUUAAAAACCUAGGGAAUUCUUCGGGAGAGAAGUUUCCGCCGAGUCAUUUGAUUUGCACUGUUGGAAAAUUACGCUUAACAUUUUUAAUAAUGACAAUGUGACAGGAAAUUUAUGCACAAUUUUUCAGUGACGAAUCAAUUAAUUUCUUGGAUAUUCUCGGGAUUCUGCAUUUUCAGAUCCAUAUGAUAAAGAAAAAUCCGGGAAAAUGGGGAAAAUUCUGGUAAUUAU